Messenger RNA from Nymphaea colorata (pocket water lily), 2183 nucleotides. RefSeq names its product chaperonin CPN60-like 2, mitochondrial. The record is from RefSeq and is a predicted model, not a curated record. The coding region runs from base 117 to 1844 and encodes 575 amino acids. Gene Ontology annotation, biological process: protein refolding. NCBI's taxonomy places the organism in Eukaryota, Viridiplantae, Streptophyta, Magnoliopsida, Nymphaeales, Nymphaeaceae. Gene Ontology annotation, molecular function: ATP-dependent protein folding chaperone; ATP binding. Gene Ontology annotation, cellular component: cytosol; mitochondrion. The transcript is spliced from 18 exons.
UAACACUGAGGCUCUUCUCUCGAACCUUCGGUGCCCUUAAACCCUUCCUCCCUUCGUCUUAAACCCUGUACCGCGCUCUUCCCAUUCCACGGGUUGAGAAGACAGAGAGAGAAAGUAUGUAUCGGCGUGCUGUUGCUUCCCUCUCGUCGGCUCUCAGGCCGCAUUGGCGAAAACAGGUGGAUAGUUCCACUUUAUGGAGAAGAAAUUAUGCCGCAAAGGACAUCAGUUAUGGCGUUGGAGCGAGGGCAGCAAUGCUGCAAGGAGUCCAGGAGGUCGCCGAUGUCGUGAGAGUGACAAUGGGUCCUAAGGGCAGGAACGUGAUUAUUGAGAGGGAAAAGGGCAGCCCGAAGGUGACCAAAGACGGCGUAACGGUUGCAAAGAGCAUACAAUUCAAGGACAGAGCCAAAAAUGUUGGUGCUGAUCUUGUUAAGCAGGUUGCAAAAGCUACAAAUUCUGCUGCUGGAGAUGGCACCACCUGUGCCACCGUCCUUACGCAGGCAAUACUGGCUGAGGGAGUCAAGUCAGUGGCAGCUGGCAUCAAUGUCAUGGACCUGCGUCAUGGUAUUAAGAUGGCCGUUGAUGCUGUCAUUUCCCACCUAAAGAGCAAGGCUCUAAUGAUUAGUACACCUGAGGAAAUCACUCAGGUGGCAACAAUAUCAGCAAAUGGUGAAAGGGAGAUUGGAGAAUUGAUAGCAAGAGCAAUGGAGAAAGUUGGAAAAGCCGGAGUUAUCACUGUCUCUGAUGGUAAUACAUUACUUAACGAGUUGGAAGUGGUAGAAGGGAUGAAGCUAAGCAGAGGUUAUUUAUCACCAUACUUUGUUAACGAUCAGAAGACUCAGAAAUGUGAACUAGAUAAUCCCCUCAUCCUUAUUUAUGACAAAAAAAUAAAGGACAUGGAUGUGAUGGUGAGGAUAUUGGAGUUAGCAUUGAAGAAGCAAAGACCUCUUUUGGUUCUGGCUGAGGAGUUGGAAAGUGAUGUCCUAGCUAUGCUUGUCCUGAACAAGCAUCGUGCUGGUAUAAAGGUUUGUGCAGUUAAAUCUCCCGGAUUUGGUGAUAACAGGAGGGCAAAUUUGCAAGAUCUGGCCAUAUUUACUGGUGGAGAGGUUGUUUCUGAUGAACUUGGUAUGAAUCUUGAGAAAGUCCGGGUUGAAAUGUUGGGUACUGCUAAAAAGGUUACCGUCUCUCUAGAUGAUACCAUUAUUCUUCAUGGUGGUGGUGAUAAGAAGUUAAUUGAAGAAAGAUGUGAGCAGCUGAGAACUGCAAUGGAGAAAAGUACUGCAGCGUUUGAUAAAGAGAAAGCCCAGGAACGACUUUCAAGGCUAUCUGGAGGUGUUGCCGUUAUUAAGGUUGGUGGAGCGAGUGAAGCUGAAGUUGGGGAGAGAAAGGAUCGGGUUACAGAUGCACUAAAUGCUACGAGGGCAGCGGUGGAAGAGGGUAUUCUUCCAGGUGGUGGUGUAGCACUCUUGUAUGCUUCAAGGGAGUUGGAUAAGCUCCAAACUUCAAAUAGUGAUCAGUUAGCAGGAGUUGAAAUAAUAAAAAAUGCGCUGAAGAUACCUGCCUUCACAAUUGCUAAAAAUGCUGGUGUUGAUGGAUCGCUGGUCGUUGGUAAACUGUUGGAACAAGAUGACUUAAAUAUGGGUUACGAUGCUGCUAAAGAUCAAUAUGUUGAUAUGGUUAAGGCCGGAAUUGUUGAUCCACUCAAGGUUAUCAGAACUGCCUUAGUGGAUGCUGCUAGUGUUUCUUUGUUGUUGACAACAACCGAGGUAGCUGUUCUGGAACUCCCUGAUGCAAAAUCCUUCAAUCCUCGAGCAGGCAUGCCUUCACCAGAUGAUUAUGAUCUUUAAUGACCUCCACAAAUGAUAUUUUCUACGAUGAGAAUUUGGAUUUGAGCACGAGAGCAGGAAUUGGAAUUUUUCGGCUUUGAUAAGUGUCAACUAAUCACCUGGUUUUCCAAUGUGAAGCACAGUAACGUGGGUCGUGUGUGUGUUAGAUUGGUUGGUGAGAGGAACCGUUGGCUGAUCCUUGUUGAUGGCUCCCUAUGAAAUCUCGGGAGAAGUAUGGGCAGUGAUUGAUCCACUGCCCAUUUAUUACUUGGGCAGAAUCCAUUUAGGUUCAUGUACACUUUUAAACGCUGUAAUCGUAAUCAUUAAUGGAGACACCAGCAAUUUCAUGGUUGCCUUUUA